UCUCUAAAACAUGUCUGUACCGUACUGGAAGCAAACAUGAAUAAUGACCUUAAAAGUCUUCCGAAACGAUUUCAGCUGGAAAGCAUAGAUGUAUGGCUAAAACGGUUUGAGAAGAAGAUAGACGUUCUUGCCAGCACUGAUAAUUCUCUAACAUCGGUCGCACUGAAGGAAAAUCCAACACAACGUAGUAGUCCAUCAAUUAAAGAGAUCGCUUCUAAACUUUUAUCCUCCCCUCCAGAUAGGGAUAAUAGGGAUAACAGUGCAGAGCCGCAGAUCUAUCUAAGAACAUUACUUGAAUUCCUUUUGCAAUAUUAUGAUGAUUGUAUGACAUGCUUAACACCAGGCAUUAUUUCUCUAUUUCCUAUGCUUAUAGAGUAUGCUAAUGAGGAUGAAAACGAGAGCAACGAGUCAUUCAAAGACAUUGACAUUAGAAAUAAUGCUAGUUCAUUAGUGCACGAGUACAUGUCUAGUUUACUAGUGAAUGCAAGAUUUGCAGAAUCUUUCCCCGAUGUUGUGAUCAGGACCUUCCAUAGGACUGGUUUAUGGCGUGUCCGUGUUUCUGUGUUGAAAUACCUACAAGUUCUCGUAUUUUCCAAUAUUUAUAUCCUAGAAAGAUGUUCUGUUCCAACAAAGGUAAUACAAUUAUUAUUUGAAGCUCUCAAAGAUAGACAGGUGGAAGUACGCCUUGAAGCAUCUCGAUGUUUGCUUACUCUAAUUUUCUGUGAUUAUGUUAAAAUUGACAAAUUUCUGCAGGAAAAAAUUGAUUCCUAUUUUAAAAGCACACAUCGAUGUACUUUACAUGGUGCAGUAUUAGCUAUGGGAGCAGUUGUAAUGGCACAUCCAUUUUCCACCCCUUCAUAUCUUAUCCCCAUGCUCAAAUCCUUAUGUGCUAUCACUAGUCAUAGUGCUGAGCUACAGGCAAGUUCUAACAAACUUAACUAA
This is a messenger RNA of Strongylus vulgaris, 942 nucleotides long. The record is from the annotation of a GenBank genome assembly. Lineage: Eukaryota; Metazoa; Nematoda; Chromadorea; Rhabditida; Strongylidae.